Molecule: messenger RNA, 3609 nt
Organism: Centruroides sculpturatus (bark scorpion)
Lineage: Eukaryota; Metazoa; Arthropoda; Arachnida; Scorpiones; Buthidae
Product: sal-like protein 1
Exons: 7
Coding region: 393-3128 (911 amino acids)
Biological process (GO): regulation of DNA-templated transcription
Cellular component (GO): extracellular region
Molecular function (GO): DNA-binding transcription factor activity, RNA polymerase II-specific; RNA polymerase II cis-regulatory region sequence-specific DNA binding
Source: RefSeq, a predicted model, not a curated record
UCAAUACACUGUGUUCGAGCCGAGCCGCGAAAUUCUAAAAAUAAGUAUAUGAUAUGACGUCAUCAGCACGUGUGGCGGAAGAAUACCCGCGCGUGUUGGAAGGUCCUGCUGCACUUUGACCGAUCGUUGAGCAAGAAGCGGAGCGCGCGAGCUUUGCUUCGACCCUGUGCUGGAGCGUUGAGCGCAGAAUGCGUCUCAGGUCAUGAUGAUGACGUCGAACGUGCGCACGUGCAAGUUGUUUAUUGGGAAGUUGCCAUUUCUUUGGCAGACUGUUAGCUGGGCGAUUUUCGGUUAAAGCUUGGAUGAUGCGAUAAAAUGAAAUAGAAGAUUUCCUUAAUAUUUCAAACUGAAAUUAAUUAUGAUUAAAAUAAUUGAUUAUAAAACCAAGUGAAAUGAGUGAAAAAUUUGACAGUGAAAGCAGUAUGCUUAAGGAAAAUACUGCAAUAACAGCAGUAAUACAAGAAAACAUUAAUCAAACAAAUGGUGACAAUAAAAAAUUAAUUAGCAAUGAACAAACUGAAGAAAAAAAUAUACAGGAUGAUUUAAAUACUAUAAAAGAAUCAUAUAAUUUAAACAAAUCUAAUCAAGCUGUUCAUGAAGAAAGCAUACCUAAAGAUGAAAAACUUCAUGAUAAAUGUCAUGUUUUUACAACAAAAAUAGAUAAUGAUUUAAAAUGUUCUCUAUGUUUAAAAUCUUUUAAAAAUAAGAGAAAAUUAAAAACACAUCUCUAUCUUUGCCAUUGUGUGAUUGAAAACAUUGUUUCAUUGCAAGACAAUUUAUUUCCAACUCAGGAACCAGUGCACUCAACCAGUGAAUCAGAUAGUGAAAUUUAUGAUUUUAUUUCCAAUGGAAACAUUAAUAAUUCUGUUUGUGUUGCUGAGAUAUCAGAUAAACAAAGUGAUUCCAUGAAUAUAAUAAAAAAUAACAAUUUUAAUUGGAAAAAUAAAAGAAUAAAUAAUUUUUUUGCUGAUGCUCUUCGUGAAUUAGAAGUUGCCAAUACACUUAUUGAUCUUCAAGUUCUAAAUUCACAUAAACAAGUAAUGGAAAAUGGAAUUGAUGAAAACAAAAAUAAGAAUCUUCUUCAACUUUUAAAUUUAUCUGAUACAAAUUGUUUGAACAAAAAAACAAAUUUUCAUAAUGGAAGUAUAUUACAAAAAGUAAUUGCAAAUAAAAAUACUCUGACAAGUAAUUCUGAAGAAAAUUCAAUGUCAAAAAAUGAAGCUAAAAAAUUUGUAAAUAUGGUUGAGACAAAAUCUGAGAGUGAAAUAAAUAAUUUUGAAGUUUCUGAUUUUAAUAAAUGUAAUGAAAUAGAUAUGAAUAUUACUGAUAAAGAUGAAAUUAAUUCAUCAAAUUCUGAAAAUUUAGAAAAUAAAGGUGACACAAUAAUAGAAAAUAAAGAAUGCGAAACAAUUUCAAAAAGUAACUUGAUAUCUAAUUGUCUUAAUCCAACAUUAAACUCUUUACCUCUGUUUCCUUAUAUAAAUUUUCCACUGAUAAAUUCAUUAUCUAAUGGAAAUUUUCCAUUACAGGAAUUAUCUCAUUUGAAAAAUAACAUUAGAAUUGAUGAUGAAACAGUUUUAGUUACUAAAUUGGAAGGAAUUCAUCCUACUACUAAACAGUCUUAUGUUUUAUAUAAAUGCUGUCUGUGUGGAAAUGUAUUUUCUGCACUAGAUACUCUUCAUAAUCAUGUAGGAGGUCAUGGCAAUAAUAAAGAAAAAAAUUGUGGAAAAUGUGGUGCAAUUUUUAAAUGUGAUGGACAGCUUGAGAUACAUAAUCAAUUACACCAAGCUAUUGAAACAAAUUCUUUGUUAUCUUUAACACCAGGAUUGUUUCUAACACCAUUUGGAACACUGUGUUCUCAAGUAGAUAAUCAGAUUAAUCAAGAAACACCAUCAGUCUCCGGUUUUAAUAAACUAGAUCCCUAUUGGUCAAUGAUACAACAAAUUUAUGCAGGAUAUUCAGGAAAUAUCUAUCCUUUCCUAACUGUUGGAAAUUUGCCAUUUUUUGGAAAUUCUCAACAUUCUUUAAUAAAUGAAAUAAUUAAUAAUAAUACAUCAGCUAAAUCACCAGUGGAAAACUUAAAUAAAGUUCCAAUAAAUAAACCUGUGUAUAAAUGUAGCUUUUGUCCUAAAAUAUUUGAUCGUGUAUUUUCACUGCAAAGACAUGAACGAGUACAUACUGGCAUAAAACCAUGUUCCUGUAAAAUUUGUGGAAGGGGAUUUAGUGAGAAAAGAAAUUUACGACAUCAUGUCAUUCGUUUUCAUUCAGAUAGUAAUCGAAAAGAAUUAUUAUGGCGUGCUCAUAGACAGAAAAGUCGAUUGAAAAGUGCCCAUGGACCAAAAAAGUUAGUCUCCUUUUUGAAAAGAGCUGCUACAUGUAUUUUAAAUUCUAUGGGACAGAACAAACUAGAUUGUAAUGAAGAUUCUUCACCUGACAGUGCAUCUGAGUUAAAAGCUUCAGAAACAUUACAAUCAUCAUUUUCUACAGUAUUUGAUGAACAUAAAAAUUCUGAAACCAGUAUUAAAUUAAGCAAGGAUAAACAAAAUGAUACAUUUGAGGAGAAUAGACAAUUUAAAAUUAAUAUGCUUUCUCAAAAUAAUAAUUUGACAUCUAAUUUAUUUAAUAAAUCAAACUAUCAAGAAAUUACUCAAGAUGGAAACUUAGAAAAAUUAUUUAUGGAGAGAACUAAUAAAGAAGAUACUAAUAUUUCUGAUAAAUUUAAAAGUGAACAAAUGGAUAUUCAAAAUACUAAAGAAGAAUGUGUAGCUACUUUUAAUCCUAGAUCUGAUACUGUUAAUUCAACAUCAAAUAAAAACCAUAUGAUAAUGGCAUCAACUCAAGGAAAUUAUUCUUACAUCUGUAAUUAUUGUUCCAAGACAUUCUGCUCAACUUCAGAUCUAAAAAGGCACAUGGAUUUUCAUAAAAAUAUUCGUCCUUACAAAUGUCCUUCAUGUGAAUAUCGCAGCCGCACUAAUAGUCAAUUAAAGGUUCACAUGAUGAGGCAUCAAGGAAUUCGACAAUAUCUGUGUCAUCCUUGUAAUUAUGGAGGUGUGACGCAAUCAGAUUUGAACAGACACUUAAAAACCAGAACCCACAUUCUGCGUACUCGUACAAUUUGCUCAUCCUAAAGGUGGUGCUUGAUAUAAAGUUCUUAUUUUCUUUUAUAUUUUUGUUUACAGGAUAACAAAACAUUUUGUAAGUUUGGGAGUGCCUUAGCUGGAUAGAAUACUUCUUUUCUAUUCAAAUGAUUAAAUUUUAUAGAAAAUAUAUAAGAAAGUAAACUUCAGUAAAAUAAAAGUAUUAUAUAGUUUAUUUUGGACUUUAUUACAGGUUAAACAUUUUCUGAAUUUAUAUACAUAUAUAACAUGAGUUCAACUCAACAUGAAAUUCUUUAGAAACAUUUAUUCAUUAUUGUUUUUAUAGUAAAUUAAUAAAUCCUUAGUCCAUUGAAGCACAAUAAAAAUGCUAGAAAUAGCAUUUUUUUUCCCAAAUAAUCAGGGAUUUUAAAUUGUUUCAUGAAAAAAUUUUUAGUAAUUCUUUAAUGAAAAAUGACAAUGAUAUAUAAGACUAUGUCAGAUAUUAUUUACAAAUUAUCACAUUGUUGAAAAU